GGCGCGAGAUGGAACUGAGCAAGAGGUUGCGCUUGGUGCUUGCGCUAUGGGGUGUCCUACGGGAUGAACCGACACUGCUGUGUAAGGCCUGGGCCAGAAGCGCACUGUGCUCGUCAACCUCGCCCUCCUCUUCAUCAGUUGGGCUGUGGCUCUCGACAUCUUUGGGGUCUGGGAUCUCAUAGAGACAAUAAUCGACAGCCUCCCUCUCGGACAGGUGGGUCAGAAAGCGCCAAGCGACAAUCUCGCAGGCGUUGGCUCUGGCGUCCAUCAAGCCCUUAUCCUCGACGCUGGUGCCAUAGUGCCACUUCAGGGCGAGGAGGGCAUUCACAAUGGCGGGGUGAGUGCAUGUUCGGCCGAGAUGGUCAACGAGCGCACGAAGGCCAUCUCCGGCAGCAGUGGUCCUCAGCUGCUCGAAAGUGCUGGGCAAAACCACGGUGUCGGCAAUAUAGCUGACAAGAUGAUCAGUAAAAGACCAAUUGUGGAGAUGCCGUAGAAAAUACUCACACGGAAAGCUUCUUGACAACAUCUCGGAAGCUGUCCUCCUCGCUGAUGUCGGGGAGCUCCGCGACGAAGCCGAACUUGUGGCGCGGGGAAGGGGUGCGCAGGCUCUCGGUGCGCUGCACACCCUGCGGGCGCGACUUGACACGGAUAGGCAUUGGAUGGUGAGAUGGCAGCAAGCAGCGAAGCAGCGCUCGUAGCACAGCAGAAGCAACCGACAACCUGGAAAGGGAGGGGAAAGGGAAAGAAUGAAAAGAUAUGCUUUCAGUUCGUGAUCAGGCGCAAUGGAGAUGGCGGGCAGUUCUAGGCCAUAUUCGGUUGGGUCGCUUAUUUUCCAGGGUCCUCGUCCUCGGCGGCUCAGCCCGACACAGACCACCCCUAAAAAUUGCUUGUUUCAAGCAUGACUGGGCCGCCCUCAAUUGUCCCUCAGCGCGUCCCUUUCGCCACGUCCCAUGACCUGCUAAGCCCAUUGGAGAGACAAAACAAAAGCCCAUCAUUGGGACUCUUUUUCUGUUGGAGAAUUGGGGUUGGUUCCAACAUUUGCGGGGCAAUUCUCACCUGAGACAUCACCAGCCCCUCGACCCCUCAACCCCUCACCUAAGCUCGACCCCUCACAUGUGUGUUCCUCAGCUUCACAUUACCUACGGCCGGGAGACUGAGCGGUGCGCAUGUAACUAUACUUGAGAUCACCUGGCAUCACUAUUACCCCCUUUUCACACUGUUCCAUUCCUCCCAGCUUCAUUGUUUACCUUUUUCCAAUACGGGCUAACCGGAGCCCGCUGCCCCGCCCUCAUGAGGCGGCUAAUAUUUCAUUGGUGAGCUUUCUCAUAUCGACGGCCUCACACCUCGGAGGGGACCAGAGCGAACUUCUUGGUCUUGAACAUCACCGGCGAACAUGAGAGGUCUGGAGAAGUAUUUAAUGGGGGCGGAUGGCGGGUUGAUGGCUGUCUGUCGGAAGUCAUCUUGACAAGAACACGACGAGGAACCGAUCACCACCAAGAUGAAGGGACUUUUCGCCUUCGGCCUCGGCCUUCUUUCUCUAGUCAACGCCCUCCCCCAAGCACAAGGUGGAGGAGCAGCCGCCUCAGUCAGAGUCAGCGGCACCCGCUUCGUGAUAGACGGCAAAACCGGCUACUUUGCAGGAACAAACUCCUACUGGAUUGGCUUCCUGACCAACAACAGAGAUGUCGACACAACCUUGGACCACAUCGCCUCCUCGGGCCUCAAAAUCCUCCGCGUCUGGGGCUUCAACGACGUGAACAACCAACCAUCCGGUAACACCGUCUGGUUCCAACGCCUCGCCUCCUCAGGCUCCCAAAUCAACACCGGCCCCAACGGCCUCCAACGCCUCGACUACCUCGUCAGAUCAGCCGAAACCCGCGGCAUCAAGCUCAUCAUUGCGCUGGUCAACUACUGGGAUGACUUUGGCGGCAUGAAAGCCUACGUCAACGCCUUUGGAGGCACAAAAGAAUCCUGGUACACCAACGCCCGCGCUCAGGAGCAGUACAAGCGUUACAUCCAGACUGUCGUCUCGCGAUAUGUCAACAGCCCCGCAAUCUUUGCCUGGGAACUUGCCAACGAGCCCAGGUGCAAGGGAUGCAACACGAAUGUUAUUUUCAACUGGGCGACGCAGAUUUCAGAUUAUAUUCGGAGCUUGGAUAAGGAUCAUUUGAUCACCCUUGGGGAUGAAGGGUUCGGGUUGCCGGGGCAGACGACGUAUCCGUAUCAGUAUGGGGAGGGGACCGACUUCGUCAAGAAUCUGCAGAUUAAGAAUCUGGACUUUGGGACGUUUCAUAUGUAUCCUGGUCAUUGGGGGGUGCCGACGAGCUUUGGGCCAGGGUGGAUUAAGGAUCAUGCGGCGGCUUGCAGGGCGGCGGGGAAGCCGUGUUUGUUGGAGGAGUAUGGGUUUGAGAGUGAUAGGUGUAAUGUGCAGAAGGGCUGGCAGCAGGCGUCGAGGGAGCUGAGCAGGGAUGGGAUGAGUGGUGAUUUGUUUUGGCAAUGGGGCGAUCAGUUGAGUACUGGGCAGACACAUAAUGAUGGGUUCACGAUUUAUUAUGGUUCUUCGUUGGCUACUUGCUUGGUUACUGACCAUGUGAGGGCUAUCAAUGCUCUCCCGGCGUAGAGUACAAGGGAUUUGUACAAGAGUCGAGGGCAUUAUUUGAGUUUGUU
Molecule: messenger RNA, 2667 nt
Organism: Podospora pseudopauciseta
Lineage: Eukaryota; Fungi; Ascomycota; Sordariomycetes; Sordariales; Podosporaceae
Exons: 3
Coding region: 1499-2620 (373 amino acids)
Molecular function (GO): mannan endo-1,4-beta-mannosidase activity
Source: RefSeq, a predicted model, not a curated record